CACACCCUGCCCAUGUGCUCAGCUGUAAUCAUCUUCCUGUGCAAUACACAGAAGAAAGCAGAUAGCACCAGACUUCCUGUAAGCUUAUAGCUACAUACUCACAACUGCAUAAAAUCAGCUAUUUACGUUGAAUCACUGAGUAAAUCAUAAAAAGUUUGAAGGACAAUAGAUUAUUUGAUGAGUAUGAAGGAUGAUGCAUUAGGUUACUAUUGUUUAUAAAAAAAACAUGUGCAUGAAAUGGUUUGUAUGCAUGAAUAGGAGAAAAAGUAAGCCCCUUCCUUUUAUCUUUCUGUGAGCUUCUAACUGGUUUGUCGGGUUCUGCCUCAUUCAAUGGGUGCAGCAACCAAAUGUUCCUGGCCAACCUGCAGAUAUUUGAAUGGUUCCAGGCCACCUUUGCAUGUCUGGAUUGCAACGACCACAACUAAACAACACUGAAAGCACAUGUUCAGAAAUUCUGGUCGGGUUUCUCAUGGAGGUGUUGCUGGUGGGUCCUGAGGCUAGAUGAGCUGAGAACCUCCGGCUUAAACAAAGGACAACCUGCGAACACUAGAUCAAACGUUUUAUAUUAUCGCACAGCAUUUUUUACUUCUCUUUUCAUUUCGUUUGUUCAUAGUUGAUAUUAUUGAUCUUAAUUCUUAUUCUUAGCCAUUAUCAUCAAUCUACGUGUCUAUGUGUGCUUUACUGUUUGUUUUAUACUGUUUGUUAUCUUAUAUCUGCUGUAACUGCUGUAAUUGUCUGCUGUUUUGAUGUCUGUUUUUACGAUGCUGCUGUUUCACAUGUGUUAGUUCAUAAAAGCUUAACCAGGGACAAGGACUGCUAAUUAGCCCUGGCUAGAAGUCCUGUAUACAUUGCAUCCGUCGCACUUUAAUAAGAAGUAACAAACAUGUAUUAUCCCUGGCAAAUAAAUUGAUAAAUGGAACUAAGGAUAGAGACAAUCAGAGCAACAACAACAACAGUGAAUAACAUUUAUAGCCACAAUGUCAGUAUGUAUUUUAAAGGCUUCUAGGGACAGGCAGUGCAAAGGAGCUCAGGCUAUAAAUGCUGUGUAGUCUGUGGCAAUGGUUUACUUGCUACAUACAUGUCCCUAUACAAAUAAACAUGAAGUAAAUAAAUAAUAUAAUGGUAAACGUAUGUGUAGUAGUAACAGCUAAAUAUGAAAACAGACUGUAAUGAUGAUGAAACUGUGAGGGCGGAUUAUGUUAAUAAAAAGUAAUCAACUUAAAUAUUGUAAAGAGUAACAGGGUUGACUGGAGAUAUAUUCUGAGUGUAAAUCGUUUUCUGUAAAGAAAGUGUCUUUUCAAUGAGUUGUUGUUGUCACGCCACACUAAACACAGGUGCCUGUGCAGGGAGGGGCUCGGCGACGGAUGAUGUGGUCAGCUUUGAAUAUCAUCACCGAGAGUUCGAGAAACACCUGACACUCAGUCAGAGCUACAGGCUGAUAUAAAUCUGCUUUAGUUUAUCCCAAUGGAGAUCAUCGCUGCAUGACCUUUACUUUCUUUGGCCUUAUCAACUCUGAAGAAAAAAGAUUUGUUUUUUUUUCCAUCUGAAUAAAAUUGAACCACCUCUCCCAAGAUGGAUAAGUUUCGUAUGAUGUUCCAGUUCCUCCAGUCCAACCAGGAGUCUUUUAUGAAUGGGAUCUGCGGUAUCAUGGCACUAGCUAGUGCACAGAUGUACACUUCCUUUGAGUUCAACUGCCCCUGUAUGCCUGAAUACAACUACACUUAUGGGAUCGGACUGCUCACCAUUCCACCUAUCUGGUUCUUCAUGCUGGGUUUUGUAAUGAACAAUAACGUGUCAGUGCUCGCAGAGGAGUGGAAAAGACCCACAGGGAAACGAAGGAAGGACCCAACAAUCCUACGCUACAUGUUCUGUUCAAUCACACAGAGAUCCUUGAUAGCACCUGCAGUAUGGGUGUCAGUCACCCUCAUGGAUGGGAAGAGCUUCCUUUGUGCUUUCAGCAUCAACCUGGACCUUGAAAAGAUUACAGGGAAUUACAGUCUGUUUAGGGGGAUGUCAGAAGCAGAGAGGGUGAGACUGCUGGCACGGAUUCCAUGCAAAGACCUGUUUGACCAACACGAAAUAAGAGUGGCAGCAUCCCGAUACAUCAAGUGUUUCUCCCAGGCGUGUGGAUGGAUGUUUCUGCUCAUGAUGACCUUGACAGCCUUCCUGAUACGAGCUAUUCGACCAUGUUUCACUCAAGCCGCCUUCCUGAAGACAAAGUACUGGUCUCAUUACAUUGACAUUGAGCGCAAGAUGUUCGACGAUACCUGCAAAGAGCAUGCAAAGAGUUUUGCCAAGGUUUGCAUCCAGCAGUACUUUGAGGGCAUCAGUGGGGAGAUUCGUAGCUUCCACGGUCAUCGCUCAAGCAAGUAUGACAGUGACGAUGAAGACGAGGAUAAGAGGAAGGGUGAUGAAGAAAAGCUCCUGGGUAUCAGGGCUCAGGAUGACAUGAAUAAAGUUUUAUGGAACUGGCACGCCUGUAAACCAGCUCUGGCUCUGAGAAAGGACGAAAUAGAUGGUGAAAACAAUGGCAAACUGAAUGGAGUGGCCAAUGGCGCAGCAAAUGGAUUUGUAAAGGGACACACCCCUGAGGUGGAGAAAAGGGAAUGGGCAGUGUAUUACAGUAAGGUCUGAAGAGCUCAAUGGACAAAGAAACGCUCUUCUUUCACUCUCAGGACUCUCAGGAAUCAUUUAAACCCACUUUACAUUAAGACAUUUGUAAUAAGUUCAAAAUAUAAUGUUGUCAUUAAGUUGAAUUGUGAUUAAAUGUAAAUUAAUGUCAGCAGUUUGACAUAUGAUACAAUACCCACACCUUGUACACUCAAAAUGCCAUAAUCUUUCUGGUUUAAAUACAGUUAGGUGAAAUUAGAAAAUGACAGGAAAAAUGUGUUGUUUCACUGAGAAACAAAAACAUUUUUAAAAAAGCAUAAAAAAAACAAGACCAUUACAACAUAAGUCUUGGCAAAACAAAUCUAAAGCGUUUAUAUUCUAGGGUUACAAAAGUAGAGCAACAGUGUCACCCUGUACUCGAUUGUGUUUGUGUUGAUCUCGACUGUUUGACCACCUAUCAUUUUCCAAAUCAAAAGACAGAAAGCUUCCACAUGAGUCAUUUAGAUAAAGAGGAUAGCUCUAUGCAGUCCAAGCCCCUGCUGCUUAAAGCUUUAAAUUUGAAUGUGUAUCUUUGGAUAAAAGAGACUACGCUUUAGAAAUGCUAAUUUUACUCAAAAAGCCACACUAAACACUCCUGCUUUUAGUUAAUGCACCUGUUUGUUUUGCUGCUACAGCCCUAUUUUAGAUAAUGUCAACAAGUUAUUGGUGUGUAAGUGACAUUGCAGAGGGAGCUUUCUGACUUUGUGACUCCUCUAUCAUGAUGUUAAAUCACAUUUUAGGUCACAGUGGUAUCCUAACUUAACCAUAAAUGACAUUUAAAUGAACAGCAUGGUGGACUGCAUUCAAGUAGUUCAUUUUUAUUAGACCAAGAAACAAGAGUGUAUCUGUAUUAUAAGAAUCAAGUUAAUGCCUUUGCUUUUGAAACAUGCAAACAGGAUAUCAUUUCAGAUUAUUAUGCUUUGCAAAAACAUGUCUGGCCUUAAAACUUUGACGUUAGCAGACAACCCUAAAAUGCUACUGAAGUUCCAAUCAGCCAAACUUAUGAUUUGAAGAAAGUAAGGUUGUACCUUCAAAACAAUUUACAUGUCACUCAGUAAACAAUGUCAACAUU
Labrus mixtus (cuckoo wrasse) is the source of this 3721-nucleotide messenger RNA. It is a transcript of the gene calhm1b, whose product is annotated as calcium homeostasis modulator protein 1. Lineage: Eukaryota; Metazoa; Chordata; Actinopteri; Labriformes; Labridae. Bases 1573 to 2634 code for a protein of 353 amino acids. Gene Ontology annotation, molecular function: monoatomic cation channel activity. The transcript is spliced from 5 exons. The record is from RefSeq and is a predicted model, not a curated record.